AUCGCGUGGGACUUGACGCGCCUCCCUCUCCUCUCGGUGUUGCCUUGCGUCCGGGGGAAGCCGCAUUAACAGCGUCUCCGUAAUGCGGGCGUGAAGCGCUUCAUGUAGGGGAUCCAGGGGCGCAGGCUUACCGGCUUCACACCGAGCCUGGCCGCCGGGGCACCGGAGGAAUACAAUGUCGAACCGAAAGCACCGGGACAACCAGGAGAUCUGCGCCCGCAAGGUCCGCGAGCUGGCCCAGUCCGGAGUAAACAAACACUGCUUCGAGUGCAGCCAGCCCGGGGUGACUUACACCGACAUCACGGCGGGCAGCUUCGUCUGCACGUCGUGCUCCGGAAUGCUGAGAGGCCUCAACCCUCCCCAUAGAGUCAAGUCCAUCUCCAUGACAACCUUCUCCCAACAGGAAGUGGAAUUCCUCCAAAACCAUGGCAACGAGGUCGGGAGGAGGACUUGGCUGUGCGUGUUUGACCCAAAGACGGACGGCUGCUCCGACAUGAAGGACUCUCAGAAGUUCAAAGAGUUCCUGCAGGACAAAUACGAGAAGAAGAAGUGGCACUUUUCCAAAAGUAAGAACCGAAGGGACGUCGAGGGUCCUUGGAGCCCGGGGGUCCAGGCAGUGCCCCCUUCCCAUGGUCCCUUAACCAGCCAGGCGCCCUCCCAUAACCUGCCCCCCAACGCCAGGUCCACGAGGCCGCUGUCUCAGUCCCAGCUGCCGUCAUGGGAUCGAGCUCCCGCCAUCUCGCCCGCCGACAUGCGGGCGGACGUGUUCACCGCUCGGUCGCUGCGCUCCCAAAGCUUCAGAGACCCCACUCUGAAAGAUCCCACCCUGUGCGGGAUCGAAAGACAGCGGCCGGGCUCGCUGUCGUCGGCGCCGGGAGCCCAGAGCCACGUGCCCUCGUUCCCCGCUCUCCCGCGGCCCUCAGUCAGUAGCUCUUUCAAAAAACACUUCACUUUAGGUCGCACGGUAUCGGCCUCGGGGACCACGGGGCCGUUCAGGGCCUUCCCCAAGUCUCUCAGCGUGGACUUCGGGGGUCUGAGUCAUCCCCAUCAGCACCCUCUGCCCCACUCUCUGUCCCAGCAGCAGACCGGAAGCGCGGGACAGGCGAACCCGCGGGUCGGUGCCUCCAGCCACCAGGACCGAUACGCUGCCGUGUCACAUCUGGACAGCUGCUUCUCUGAACCGCCGGCGGUCGCGGCUCCCCCUGGUGGUCCGCCGCAGUACAACGCCCUCUUCGGCAGCAGGCCCUCGUCCAGCUCUACUCCUGCCAGUUCCCCCGGUGUCGACACCGUGUCCGGCUCCCAAACCGUUGCAAAUUUCCCCAACCCAUUCAGCUCCAGCUCCGCUUCCCAGCAGCCCGUUGCCCUCUCCCAGAGUAACCCCUUCAGCAACGCAUCAGGACAUGACGCCGGUGCGUUUGUCACCUCGCCCACCUCCGUCUUCCCUCCGUCCGCCUCCUUCCCAGCACCCAGCACCCACAAUGCAUUUCAUCAUGAGUCAGCCAGCAACCAGGAAGCCAAUGGGUUCGCCUCCUUCCCUGCGCCCGACUCUGAGCCCAAAGUCCCCCGGCCGAUGUCGGUGAACCCGUUCACGGGGAACGUUUACCCCGGUCGAGGGACGUCGCGAAACCCUUUCAUCUGAACACCCCCACCCCCCCUCCUUACUUCACCCACCCAAUCCUCUCCCUCUGGGAACCCGAGGGAGAGGUGAACUUGAGGAGUCGCUGCCAUUUCAAGGCCUCUCGAGUAUUGUACCCCUCUGAGGGAGGGUUUGCCGUCCUCCAUCCCCCCCGCCCCCCUCCUCCUCUCUCUCUGUCUGUGUUUACGUGUUUGUGGAGACAAAACAACAACAAAAAACGUGUGAAUGUAAUUAUGAAAUUCGUGUGUGUGUGUGAGAGAGCCUGCCGUGUUUGUACCACGUGACAUUAUGUCAAACGUUGUUUGUGUGCCGGUAGACGCCAACCUCAGGGCUCUGUGGGAGUCACUAGUUAACCAUUUUUGUACUUUUCUUUUUUUUUUGCAGAAACACACACACAUACAUGUCGUUGCUGCUACUUUGCUUUCAUCUCCUGCUUAAAAGUGCAACAAAACAGCUGGUGAAACAAACAAACCAACAAACAAAUGUCCAAGUAUCUGAGUUGUCCAAAGGAAGAGCCAGUUGAGGCUCUGAAUCCCGAGUUUACACAGAUGGUCAUAAACAGCCUUAACAGCAUGUGAAUUAGCGUCGACAGAUAAGAUGAGCGUGUGGAACAUGUUUGUAUUCGUCACUGUUUUUAUAUAUUUUUUUUCUUACGUCCUUUUGAAGGGUAAUCUAUGUUUUCCACUUCCUAGGCUGCAUGCGCAUAGAGGGCUAAAAGGAGAUACUACUGAAUGUAAAAAGCAAUUUCAGAAUAACUUUAAUGUGUGUAACCCCCCCCCCCACCCUCCAAAACCCCCAAAACAACCUUCAUGGCUUCAUGUUCCGGACCAAAAUGUUUCUCGCUCGUUCUUUUUUUGUUUCUUUUCGGUUGACAUGGAGGCGAAGUUCAUUUUUCCCCUAUUUUGCCAAAAAGAACAGAGAGAUUCAUGUUUCUUUGUAAUGACAAGUAUUCAUGUUCAUAAAAUCAGUUUGUUGCUUCUUAAGUAA
Molecule: messenger RNA, 2623 nt
Organism: Cyclopterus lumpus (lumpfish)
Lineage: Eukaryota; Metazoa; Chordata; Actinopteri; Perciformes; Cyclopteridae
Gene: agfg2
Product: ArfGAP with FG repeats 2
Exons: 14
Coding region: 176-1639 (487 amino acids)
Molecular function (GO): GTPase activator activity
Source: RefSeq, a predicted model, not a curated record